Anolis carolinensis (green anole) is the source of this 3207-nucleotide messenger RNA. RefSeq names its product claudin-4. The transcript has a single exon. Gene Ontology annotation, cellular component: plasma membrane; bicellular tight junction. Lineage: Eukaryota; Metazoa; Chordata; Lepidosauria; Squamata; Anolidae. Gene Ontology annotation, molecular function: structural molecule activity. Bases 43 to 672 code for a protein of 209 amino acids. Gene Ontology annotation, biological process: cell adhesion; bicellular tight junction assembly. The record is from RefSeq and is a predicted model, not a curated record.
GCGUCUCAGUAGAGAGGAAGAGACGGCCGUGUGUGUCACACCAUGGGCUCCAUGGGGAUGCAGGUGUUGGGCAUCGCCUUGUCGGUCCUGGGCUGGUUGGGGGCCAUCCUCUGCUGUGGCCUCCCCAUGUGGCGGGUCACGGCCUUCAUCGGCAGCAACAUCGUGGUGGCUCAGAUCAUCUGGGAUGGGCUGUGGAUGAACUGCGUGGUCCAGAGCACCGGGCAGAUGCAGUGCAAGGUCUACGAUUCCAUGCUGGCCAUGCCUCAAGACAUGCAGGCCGCACGGGCCUUGGUGGUCAUCUCCAUCCUGCUGGCGGUGGUGGGCCUGGGCUUCUCGGUCUUGGGUGGCAAGUGCACCAACUGCGUGGAGGACGAGGCCACCAAAGCUAAGAUCGUCAUCGCGGCCGGCGUGGUCUUCCUCAUCUCCGGGGUCCUGCUCCUCAUCCCCUUGUGCUGGACGGCCAACAACGUCAUCCGGGACUUUUACAACCCCAUGGUGGUGGAGAGCCAGAAGCGGGAGUUUGGGGCCUCGCUCUACAUCGGCUGGGCCUCCGUUGGGCUCCUCUUCAUCGGAGGGGCGCUCCUCUGCUGCAACUGCCCUCCCAGGAAUGAGAAGCCCUACUCCGCCAAGUACACCGCCACCCGCUCCAUGCCCGCCAGCAACUACGUCUAAUGAGGCCGCCGAGACACCACCCGAGCCCUACCAACACAGGCACAUCCAGCCUUGUCUUAAAGACCUCCAGGGAAGGACAUUUCAAUGGGCUCUAAGGCAAUUUAUAUUCCGUUAGAGUUGGAACGGACUCCCACAGGUCAUCCAGUCUGACCAUGGAUUGGAAGACACCAUCCAAGCCCUUUUGACAGGACAUCUACGAAAUGAGACUCCACUAGACUCCAAGGUAAUCUAUCCACUGGAUUGGAAGACACCAUCCAAGCCCUUCAGACAGAUGGACAUCUACAAAACGAGACUCCACUGGACUCCAAAGCAAUCUAAGGAGAAUCGAAGGCACUCAUAUCCCACUACAGUUGGAAGGGGCCUCCACAUGUCACCCAGUCCAACCAUGGAUUGGAAGACACCAUCCAAGCCCUUUUGACAGGAUAUCUACAAAAGGAGACUCCACCAGACUCCAAGGUAAUCUACCCACUGGACUCCAAAGCAAUUUAAGGCGAAUCCAAGGCACUCUAUAUCCCACUAGAGUUGGAAGGGACCUCCACAGGUCACCCAAUCCAACCAUAGAUUGGAGGACACCAUCCAAGCCCUUCAGACAGAUGGACAUCUACAAAAGGAGACUCUACUGGACUCCAAGGAGACUCCAAGGCAAUCUAAGGAGAAUCCAAGGCACUCUAUAUCCAAACUCUAUACCCCAAAGGCCAUCCAGUCUAACCAUGGAUUGGAAGACACCAUCUAAGCCCUUCAGACAGAUGCACAUCUACAAAACGAGACUCCACUAGACUCCAAAGCAAUCUAAGGAGAAUCCAAGGCACUCUAUAUCCCACUAGAGUUGGAAGGGACCACCAGAGGUCACCCAGUCCAACCAUGGAUUGGAAGACACCAUCCAAGCCCUUUUGACAGGACAUCUACAAAAUGAGACUCCACCAGACUCCAAGGUAAUCUAUCCACUGGACUCCAAAGCAAUUUAAGGCAAAUCCAAGGCACUCUAUAUCCCACUAGAGUUGGAAGGGACCUCCACAGGUCACACAGUCUAACCAUGGAUUGGAAGACACCAUCCAAGCCCUUCAGACAGAUGGACAUCUACAAAACGAGACUCCACUGGACUCCAAAGCAAUCUAAGGAGAAUCCAAGGCACUCUAUAUCCCAACUGUAUACCCCAAAGCCCAUCCAGUCCAACCAUGGAUUGGAGGACACCAUCUAAGCCUUCAGACAGAUGGACAUCUACAAAAGGAGACUCCACCAGACUCCAAGGAGACUCCAAGGCAAUCUAAGGAGAAUCCAAGGCACUCUAUAUCCCAACUCUAUACCCCAAAGGCCAUCCAGUCCAACCAUAGAUUGGAGGACACCAUCUAAGCCUUCAGACAGAUGGACAUCUACAAAAGGAGACUCCACCAGACUCCAAGGAGACUCCAAGGCAAUCUAAGGAGAAUCCAAGGGAACUCCAAGACACUCUAUAUCCCACUAGAGUUGGAAGAAACUCCCAAAGGCCAUCCAGUCCAACCAUUGAUUGGAAGACACCAUCUAAGCCCUUCAGACAGAUGGACAUCUACAAAAGGAGACUCCACUGGACUCUAAAGCAAUCUAAGGAGAAUCCAAGGCACUCCAUAUCCCACUAGAGUUGGAAGGGACCCCCAAAGGCCAUCCAGUCCAACCAUGGAUUGGAGGACACCAUCCAAGCCCUUCAGAUAUCUACAAAAGGAGACUCUACCAUUCUCUAAGGCAAUCUAAGGAGAAUCCAAGGGAACUCCAAGGCACUCUAUAUCCCACUAAUGUUCGGAAGGACCCCCAAAGACCAUCCAGUCCAACCCUGGAUUGGAAGACACCAUCCAAGCACUCCCGACAGAUGACCAUCCAACCUCUACUUAAAGACCUCCAGCGAAGGCGACUCCACCAACCUCUAACCACAGAACUACUCUUCGUCUUUGAUGUUGCUUGUUGCCGUAUUGGAGAAAGUAACUUUCUUUCUGUUUGCAGUGUUACACAUUGUUACUUGUUCCUAUGUUGGGGGGGGUGGAGGGGGGAGUAACUUGUUAUAUUCUUUAUGCGACACAUUGUUACUUGAAGAAAGUAACUAGUUACGCCUGCAACGUAACACAUUUUGGUUUGUUUACAAAGUUGGAGGAAGCCGCUUGUUAUGUUUGCAGUGUAACAUUUUGCUAUUGCUUGGAGGAAGUUAUUUAAUGAUGGUUUGAAACCGGUGUGGAUUUUCAGGUCUGGCAACAAAAAAGAGAAACUUUAUAGUGGCAAAUUGCUGGGUUUGGAUGUCUUCCUCCUUUAUGCAACCCCAGAUGGGCAAAAUUACACUUUUUCUUCAGACUACAGAUCCCAGAAUCCCCUGCUGGCCUGAGAGUUGCAGUCUGGGGCCAAAAAUCCCUUUGCCCAGCUCUGUUUUAAUCUGAAUGGGAUUAGGGUUAUUGUGUAUGUAUAUCUGUGCAGUUCCUUUGCUAUUCUGUUGGAGCCUCGGACACCUAUUUUUCAGCCAGUUUUUCCAGGUUGUUGUUUUUAUAUAUAAAAAAUAAAUGCAUCUAUAAAACCGUA